GCAUGCAGUGCAUGGCGCGGGUGUGGUUGCUAUUGGCCAAGAAUAUGGUCAUAUUCUAGUUCACUAUAAUAUUGGCUAAACAGAGCUGGUUUGUAGAGAAUUCGCCGUGAAAUGUCAGCAGAGCUCCAUGCGCUACUCGCUUCGCCUAAUUUUUGUGGCGGUGCCCAUUAUUUCAUUCUUUUUCCUGCGCAUUCUAUACCGACGCGCGGACAGUCUCUCCGCCUCCACGAGGAAUUGGUGGGCUGGUGACAUCGUGGACUUCGAGGGCGCCGACAAUGUGACAGGAUUUGACCGGCCGAUCGUGCCCAACAUCGUGCACUUCGUGCGCCUAGGCAACGCAUCACUGAGUCUCGUCGAGGCAGUCUGCAUCCGAGCCGCGUGGAUACAACAGCGGCCCGCGUCGAUCGUCGUGCACUGCGACCAGUGCGACGAAUGGGCUCGCCGCUUCUCGAGUGCGCACUGGCCGCUCGUCUCCGGGAUCCCGGGCCUGCGGCUGGCGACGGUGAAGAGACCGCGCUACGUAUUCGGCAAGCGGCUCAGUUCCAUCUACCAUGCGUCGGACAUCACGAGGCUCCGCAUUCUGCGCAAGUACGGGGGCAUCUUCCUCGACGGUGACUCGUACCUCGUGCGCUCCUUGGAUCCGUUUCGACGCUUCGAAAUGGCACUGGGCUGGUACCCGAAACAAGCUCUAGGCACUCAGGUCCUUGUCGCCCACAAGAAUGCCAGAUUUCUUGAACUGUGGUACAACUCGUACCGAUACUAUCGCCCCGAGCUGUGGUACUGGAACGCGGGGCGGCUUCCCACGGAAAUGAUUUUGGUGCCACGACCACACCUUGUUCACCGUGUGCCUUACGACUUUGGUGUUCACAAUGUGGCGCACCUUUUGUAUGGAGUUUGCAAGCCCGACUGGAGACAUUUCUUUGCCAUUCACCUUCUCUUUCGACACAGGAGCUACCUCGUGACCACAGAUACGUUCGGGCCAUUGACGGUAUCCAACGUGGGCCGCUACAACACAACGUUUGGACAGAUGCUUAGGCUGGCUUUGUUUGGUACUACAAGACUUGGAGAUAACACUGUGAAAGAGCCUCAGUGGUUUCUUGAAAACCAGCUAGACUACGUCCUAGAUGCUUGUUAGUUUCUAAGGCAAGAAGUGUAAGUUUAAAGGCCCGUUUUCUUUGUUAUGCACAAUAUUUAUGUGAACUAGGGAAUUGAGAAGCAACAGUUCUUACUAAUAUUACAGGCUAUUAUGGGACUCUGAAACUUCUUUUUUUUUUCAGCAUUUGAAAAAGAAAAAAAAACCAUAGCCACUUUGUAGGCAAAGCUCUCAUCAAGACAUGUGAGCCGAAUUAAAUGCAGUUGAUGAUGCAGAGUUGUCAAGGACAGCCAAAAAUUACUUCUGGUCUCUUUCUCAAUGUCCAGAUCAGUUCUGUAAGAAGCGGGCCCAAUAAUGUUUGGCUGAUUUAUUGGUUGCAAGAGUAUUGUCGGUAAUAGUACUGUUGCUAAUCUUUAAUUAAAUGACAUCAUUACGUUAUUACAGUCUUCCAAGCUCGAUGGAUGGCCUCGUGCUUAUAAGGACACUCAAUACAAGUACUGUUACGUUGACGUGGAUUGUAAAACAGCAUUCCAGAAACCUUUGAGUGUUAAUUGUGUGGCAAAGAAAUGGUUAGUUUGGAAGGAAAUUGCGUUUCGGUUGUCGAUAUACCAUUAGCGGUAGUCAAAGUACCCUACUCUCAGAAAAGCCUUCUGACGUAACAAUUGCCAUGCUUGUAUUUUUCAACAGUCAGUGGAGCAAGUGGAUCUAGUGGAACAUGGCGCAGAGAAAAUUUAGCUUUCAUUGUUUGUAAAGUUACCGUUAAGCUCUUUCUUGUGUGAAUCAGUCUGAAAAGCAAAAAAAAGUGGUUUCGUUUUUCAUUCAGUUUUGUAACUUUCUGAAGUCUGCUUUUUGUUAAGGGUGGUUGAAGUAUAUGUGACUCUACAGAAGCCCUGCUGUGUCAUCAGCUUGUGUUCUAGAAUGACUCACUGCUGGCGUGAUUGCGGUCUACUGUUACUUUUCUGAGUUAGGAUAGCCCUGCUGCAUAUAAUAUUAAUGUUUUAGAUCUUCUAAAGUCUUGACCUUUCAUCCUGACAUUAUAUGUUAUUUGCAUUGAGUGUUUUUUGAAUGUCUUGUUUGGUUCUACAUUCAUGCAAUUUGGCAUCUAGCAUAUGUCAAGCGUGCUCUUUCGAAUACUAUGUGGCCAGUUCAGUCACUUUUCUUAUACUGAGUUCAUCAUAGCAGCCAUGUAAGUUUGGACUGGGGCCCCUAUUCUGAGCCUCUUAGCAUGUACUCUAAUCCAGCAAAACCGCUGUGUUUAGUCCAUUGUGUAACGUAAGUAGUGUGGCGUCCUUCUGCCGGAUGGGUUUUCAGACAACGGCAGCAGGUAUGGAUUAGGCAAGUCAAGUACAUGGUGCCUGAGGAUUAUUUAUAGAGGGCACCACACACUCCUGAACUCGAAAUAUUUGUUACAUGCACAAAAGCAAAACUGAUGCCCUAUGUCUAGACUCACAAUGAUGUAAAGUUGGGUCAGUUCACUUUGUUCAAUGUAGCUGUGCGCAUGAAGGACAAAUUUCUAAAUAAAGCGACUCAGUGGGGGCGCUGUCACUACCUGCAGCUUUGCUUAUACUUGAAUUAUCUGAAAAAUUGUGGCAUCGCAUUCCUGAGUCUAUUCUAUUAUUACGUAGAAAAUUACUUCAGGGCCUCAGUAGAGCUAUAUGAGCACCAAAUAAAUGAGCAGUGUUUCCCAGGCUGUGUUCAACUGGGGAAUUUAUUGAAAUGGCAGCCAUAGCCAGCUGCCUUCAGGCAGUGCCAUAUGCAAAUAUGUAGUCCACACUGUGGAUUCCUGCAGGAAUUCUUGGCAAGCAAGCUAUUAUAUGCGCUGAACUGCAGGCCUGUUCUCUUUAAAGUAGAAUAUGUAGUUCGAAAACUGGGGAUCAACAUAGAUUCUUCAGUGUGAUGUUGCUGCUAGGGUCGGACUAGACGUCUUGAACACUGUAUUGAAGUGUAACCUUCGAAUCGCGGCUAGCAUUCUGCAGAGUCUGGGAGGCAAAGCUUGCAGCUGAAAAAAGGUGUGUGCAGUCUGCUUUACAUGCAGUGCCUCAUGUGCAGUACAGGUGCCUUUUUUAUAUGUAUGAAUAGGUCACACAUGUUGCCAGGGAUUACAACAUGAAUCAUUGUUUACAUUCCUAAAAGGAUAAUGAAAUGUGUAUUGAUAUUACAGCCAAAUGUUUUUUUAAUUACGUUUACAUUUCAGGAAAUUUUUUAUCAUUCUAUACCUCUCUAAACUCUAGCAGACAGCCAAUUUUGAGUAAAUACAUAUGAGCACUAGGGUGGUUCACCCAUUUUGUGGUACCGUGUGAAAUUCUGUACAUAAAUCAAAAUGUAUAAAAAGGAGCUUUGGGUAGAAAGCGAGAAUUUUUUAGACAAUGCCAACCAUGUUUUGACCAUGUUCAUAUUGCUCAUGUCUUGCCUUGUCAUGGGCGUCAGCAGGAAUUUGUCUUGAGGGGUACAAACUAGAGUUGUGAACAACUAGGGGAGGAGUAGAAGAUAGCAUGGGUGGGGACAGGUGCUGUUGUUGUGUGAUGGGGGCCCCUUAUGCACUCCCCCUUCUGUUUGAUGCCUAUGAUUAUCAUGCCAAUUUCAUCAUGCAGCAUGCUCUCAUAAUAUUGGUGUUCAUACAUCUCAAGUUUUCUCAGAUGUGCUCCUGUUGUUAGAGUGUAGAGAAAGUGGGCAGUUUUCUGAAGGCUAUAAUUGAUAAGCCCUAUACUAAUUAAGUGCGACCACGACGUCUGUGUCAUGCAAUUCAAUAAGCGUGCUUGUUGCUUUCAGUGCAACCAGUUUGUACGUUUCUUUGAAGAUCACAAUUCAUUUAAAUGGUUUAUUUGCAAGUUUGUCGUUUACCUCUUACCUGGCUGGCCUCUGCACCUGUCUUAAUGAUGCGACUUAAUUUCAAUGAGAGGCAAAAGAUUUAUAGUUUUCAGGAGAUAAAUAAGGAUUUGUCUGUG
This is a messenger RNA of Rhipicephalus microplus (southern cattle tick), 4038 nucleotides long. RefSeq lists its product as uncharacterized. The record is from RefSeq and is a predicted model, not a curated record. Lineage: Eukaryota; Metazoa; Arthropoda; Arachnida; Ixodida; Ixodidae.